Messenger RNA from Colletotrichum gloeosporioides, 192 nucleotides. RefSeq lists its product as uncharacterized. The coding region runs from base 1 to 192 and encodes 63 amino acids. Gene Ontology annotation, biological process: nucleoside metabolic process. The record is from RefSeq and is a predicted model, not a curated record. The transcript has a single exon. NCBI's taxonomy places the organism in Eukaryota, Fungi, Ascomycota, Sordariomycetes, Glomerellales, Glomerellaceae. Gene Ontology annotation, molecular function: catalytic activity.
AUGAUUAUUCGCGACGUCGGAGACGUACUCUGCUUUGAGAUGGAGGCUGCUGGGCUGAUGACCGAAUUUCCUUGUAUUGUUAUUCGCGGUAUCUCUGACUACGCUGACUCUCAUAAGAAUGAUGAUUGGCAGUACUACGCGGCUGCAACUGCUGCGGCAUGCACCAAGGAGCUGCUCGGCUACAUAAAUUGA